AUGCCGGCAAUAGGUGCAGCUGCUGCACGGGCGGUAACGCGAGCGACGACUUCUUCUGCCCGUCCUCGAAACACUCGAGCUCUCCGUUUUGCUAGAUCCUCAUAUUACCCUCUCGCUGUACAGCAGGUUUCUUCUCGACGAGCAUACUCCUCCCCUUCAGAACCAUAUCCCUCCACAAGAUCAACAGUGGUACAACUACUGAGUAACAUUGGGUCAAAGAGGGAGGUUCAGCAAUAUCUAUCACAUUUCAGCUCCGUUUCCUCACAGCAAUUUGCAGUCAUCAAGGUCGGUGGUGCUAUCUUGACCGAGCACCUCCAGACACUGUCCUCCGCCCUCGCUUUUCUAAAUCAUGUUGGCCUUUAUCCAGUUGUCGUUCACGGCGCUGGGCCACAGUUGAACAAGAUUUUGGAAGAUUCUGGGGUUGAACCACACUUCGAAGACGGCAUUCGGGUCACGGAUCCCAAAACGCUGGGCAUCGCACGUGCAUUGUUCCUGGAAGAGAAUCUGCGCUUGGUAGAAGAACUCGAGCGCCUAGGCGUCCGGGCGAGACCGAUUACUUCGGGUGUCUUCACUGCUGAUUAUCUCGAUAAAGAGAAAUACAACCUUGUUGGGAAGAUUAACCGUGUCGAUAAGAAGCCUAUUGAGGCCGCCAUUCAAGCAGGAUGUCUUCCGAUCCUUACAUCGAUGGCUGAAUCGCCCGAGGGGCAGGUAUUGAACGUCAAUGCUGACGUUGCGGCCGGUGAGUUGGCUAGAGCACUUCAGCCAUUGAAAAUUGUCUACCUCUCGGAGAAAGGCGGGUUGUUCAACGGCGAUACCAAAGAGAAGAUCUCUGCCAUCAACUUGGACGAGGAGUAUGAUCACCUCAUGACCCAGUGGUGGGUUCGUCACGGCACCAGGUUAAAGAUCAAGGAAAUGCGAGAGCUUCUGAUGGACUUACCUCGAAGCUCCAGUGUCGCCAUCAUCCAUCCCGCAGAUUUACAGAAAGAGCUAUUUACAGACUCCGGGGCUGGAACUCUGAUCCGUCGAGGAAACAAAGUCCACGUCAACACUUCCAUCGAUCAAUUCAAGGACAUCGAGCAGCUUAAAGAGGUCCUUAUUCGUGAUCGUGCUGGACUUGAUGCUAAGGCUGUUGUUGAUCGAUAUGUUCAAAAUCUGCAGACUCGAGAAUUUCGGGCUUACUUCGAUGAGCCCAUGGAAGCUUUUGGCAUUGUGCUGCCACCAAGCGCAGAGACGGCCCUGGCUCAUUUGGCUACAUUAACAAUCACCAAGAAUGGCUGGCUUACCAACGUCGCAGACAACAUCUUUGCUGCCAUCAAGAAGGACUUCCCCAAGUUGAUGUGGACUGUCAAGGAGGAUGACGAGAAUUUGACUUGGUUCUUCGACAAGGCUGACGGCAGUCUCUCCAAAGAUGGUGAAGUUCUCUUCUGGUAUGGUCUCGAGACAAGUGAAGAGGUCAAGGACUUAAUGGUGGAGUUCACCAAACAUGGACGACAGAUGUUCGGUGAUAUCAACCUCGAGUCCAAGCUUCAAAGAGCUGCUCGCGCUGCUUCAAACCUGGCCAGCUCAGCUGCCAAGUCUGCGGGAUUGGCACAGAAACGAACAUUCUCUACUCACACAAAUCCGCUAGGAGGAGCAAGGCAGGCGAGAUAUGUUACCAGACCCGCUCUUUCGGUACGCGCAUAUUCGACGACCAACCCUAACCCCCCUCUUGGUUCCAAGAACAGCUCAAACAACAAGCCUUCAAAAGUUGCACUUAUUGGAGCUCGAGGUUACACUGGAAAGGCUCUAGUUGACCUCCUAAACCGUCAUCCCAAUAUGGAUUUGCGGCACGUUUCUUCGCGAGAACUCGCGGGAAAGAAGCUCAACGGGUAUGACAAACGCGAGAUCAUUUAUGAAAAUUUGAACGUCGAAGACGUCCGCCAGAUGGAAGAGAAUGGUGACGUUGACUGCUGGGUCAUGGCUCUGCCGAAUGGGGUUUGCAAGCCGUUUGUGGAUGCCAUUGACCAAGUUGGAAAGAACAGCGUCGUUGUUGAUUUGAGUGCUGAUUAUAGAUUCGAUCCAGCUUGGACCUACGGUCUGCCCGAGCUGGUUGACCGUUCAGCCAUAGCAAAGGCGACAAGAAUAUCCAACCCCGGUUGUUAUGCCACUGCUGCUCAGCUUGGUAUUGCCCCUCUGGUGCCCUAUCUUGGUGGCCAACCUACAGUGUUUGGCGUCUCUGGAUACUCUGGCGCCGGCACCAAACCAAGUCCAAAGAACGACGUCAAGAAUUUAACCGACAAUAUCAUCCCCUACAGUUUGACAGACCACAUCCACGAACGGGAAAUCUCAACCCAAUUAGGCACUCUCGUUGCAUUUGUUCCGCACGUAGCUGUUUGGUUCCAGGGUAUCCAUCACACCAUCAACAUACCGUUGAAAGAAGAGAUGAACUCCCGUGACAUCAGAAACCUGUAUCAAGACCGUUACGCUGGAGAGAAGUUAUUGAAGAUCAUCGGCGAGGCUCCUUUGGUGAAGAAUAUUGCGCAUCGUCAUGGUGUUGAAGUUGGUGGUUUUGCAGUCCACUCGAGUGGGAAGCGAGUGGUGAUUUGCGCCACAAUUGAUAAUUUGUUGAAGGGUGCUGCCACGCAAUGUCUUCAAAACAUGAACCUUGCUUUAGGAUAUGGAGAAUACGAAGGCAUCCCGCUCGAACCAAGUAAUGCUGAUUGUGCUCAUGAAAUAGUACUGACGAAUCGCCAAUAUGGCGUCGCGACGAUCUGGCUUGUUGCAACACUGGGUUCAAAGUCAAACUUGAAAAAGGUCACUCGUCGGGCUAUUCUCGACGUAGAUUUGCCGAAGGCAUGCAAAACCAUCAAAGAACCCGAAUUGCCGAUAGCACUGCGACUGCAGGGCAAUUUGCUCUUCGGAGUGUCACGCGUGUACUCGCAACAAUGCGGGUACGUGUUGGCAGAUGUCGCCAACCUGAGGGACAAGUUGAGAGGAACGGAACACGUUUUCAAGGAGAUGGAAUUGAAUCCUGGCAUUGGCAAGGCGAGGCCCGAGCAACUCAACCUCGCUGAAGAUCCCUACUUCAUUCCAGAUAUUGACAUCAAUUUCGAUCUUACCGUGUUCGGUUUCUCUUCGGGUGGUUCGGCGACUUCAAAUAUAUCCUCUCCUCGCCCUCUGCCUUCAAGUCAGUCAAGUCUCAUCAUCGCCGAUCCAGAUGAAACUGGCUUUGAUGUACCAUCAUUCGAUACCCCUGGAGAUGUCGCUAGGUUCGAUAUGAACCGUGGCGUGGGUACCGGUUCAGCCGUAAGAACCGGUGAAAAUGCUGGACAACCACCUUCUAUCUUCUAUGAUGAACCUGCCAUCAUUAAUGAUCCAGUAUUUGAUGUGGACGACGAUGGCUUUCUUCAUCCUGUGAUGUCUACGGAUGUUCAAGACUCAAAUGUGGCAGAGAUAGGAGAGCACCGGCCGGCCAGUCCAACGGGUAUCAGCAAGAGGGGAUCUAUAGAUCGGCAGACUACCACAGCAGGGAACAAUCCAGUCCGGUACGAUUUCCAGUGUGACGAUGACGUUGUGAUGUUUGGAGACGACGAUCAAGCGUUUCCGUCAGAGGCCCCAGUAACUCCACAUCCCACAGAUGCUAAAGCACAACCAACCAAACGUGCGACAUCCUCAGUUGAUCCUUCUGAAGAAGCACCUGAGACAACAGAAGCACCGCAGCGUCAAGGGCGAGCUCCGAAGCCCCUUCGACCAGAUCAGUGGACAGAACUGAGUAACCGAGACUUGAAUGACUGGAAUGCACACUAUCUCACCAAUAUGAAAGCAGCCCUUGAAAGUAGACAGAGCCAACGCUCACGCUUUGAGGCGAAGAGAAAUGCUGAAUUCUGGGUUCUCCGUCAAGGAAUCGGAAAUGUCGCGUCUACGUUUGGUGAAGAUAGAAUUCCACAUCCUCUGUCGAUUUUCAGUGGUCAGUUACUCUGGGAGAUGCUGAAUGGUCCAGAGUCCAGCAAGCAGUGGUCUCGUAUUAGUUCUCCAGACGAUGAUGAUCAAGAAGAGGAGGAAAGACAAGUACGGGCAAGAACGACGUCACAAGAGGGGGUUGCUCGUGGAGAGGAAGGCGAUGGUUUCGCAUAUGGCGAUGAUGACGGCUUGAUAUUGCAGGGGGGGGUCUUCAACAUUGAAAGUGGAGUGGAUCGACGUGCACCUCCGCCAUUCCCGGAUCAUUCAUCUAGCAUGCCAUGGAACGUUUUCGGGUCUCGUCAAAGUUCUGUGCAACCACUGGGUAGUGGAAUUGUACCGAGAUUGAGCUCAAGUGUCGGUGUCGGUGGCCUCCACGGCGGUACGGAACUCGGACCCCAUUCGCGUUGGGUAGACGAGUUUCACGAUUUCCUUCUGCCAGUCCAUUGCUGGGUCGAGGCCCAUCUCUUCCCAGACUCGGCAGUCAAGAAGCAGAGACUUCACGACUCACGAGCAUUGAAGAUCAAUUCGCCGACCUUGACAUACAGUUAG
Molecule: messenger RNA, 4488 nt
Organism: Rhinocladiella mackenziei CBS 650.93
Lineage: Eukaryota; Fungi; Ascomycota; Eurotiomycetes; Chaetothyriales; Herpotrichiellaceae
Product: N-acetyl-gamma-glutamyl-phosphate reductase
Exons: 6
Coding region: 1-4488 (1495 amino acids)
Biological process (GO): L-arginine biosynthetic process
Cellular component (GO): mitochondrial matrix; cytoplasm
Molecular function (GO): NADP+ binding; N-acetyl-gamma-glutamyl-phosphate reductase (NADP+) activity; NAD binding
Source: RefSeq, a predicted model, not a curated record